Messenger RNA from Mercenaria mercenaria, 4980 nucleotides. RefSeq lists its product as uncharacterized. NCBI's taxonomy places the organism in Eukaryota, Metazoa, Mollusca, Bivalvia, Venerida, Veneridae. The transcript is spliced from 11 exons. Bases 123 to 1316 code for a protein of 397 amino acids. The record is from RefSeq and is a predicted model, not a curated record.
CUUGAACUGCCAAACUUCCUUUGUUGACAUUCGAGAUCCGGCCAAUGAUUUAAUACAUAAAACGAUGAUAAAAGGGAAUUUUUCAUCCGCAUUUGGCUAAAAUAUUGCAAGAUUUAGUCAAGAUGGACUGGGAAAGGAAAUUUACUUCAAUCAUAAACGAUACAAAAGCAAAUCUUUCGAAAGUAAAGAACAAGUAUGAUACAAAUGGAGUGAAGAAUGUGACUUGGGCUCCAAAAUAUUACUCAACUCCUAUGAAAAGAAGUACUUCAAUGCUGGAGAUACCUGUUGGAUCACCUACUAUGUACAACCAGAGUUUUCCUGCUGACUUCUACACCAGCACUACAACCAGCUCUGUCAUGCCUUAUCCUUCCACACAGACUCUUCUAGAUAAAAUAGAACAGCAAAAUAAUGCUAUAGACCAGUUGAGAGGCAUUGUACAUAGACUAGAGACGGACAGACAUAACUACAAGGAACAAAUCAGAGAUCUCAGAAAUGAAAUAUUUCAGCUUACAGAGCGGACAGGAGACAGACGUCCUGACCCAAGUGUUGAGCGUCGCAUUGAACAAUUGAGAAGGGAAAUGUUAGGAGAAGUGCAGUUGUUGCAAAGUCAGUUGCAAAUCAGCUCGGCCAAGGGAAGUAACUCCCAGCUCUCAGACACACAGUUACUGUCCAUGAAUAGAGAUGUUUUAGAAAUUAAACAUGUCUUCAGAGACGAGCUUGAAGGUUUCAGGCGAGAUAUAGAAAUAGUGAGAUCCAGAAUAGCUAAAGUUGAGCUAGAACUUGCCAGUGUUUUAUCAGGGAGACGGGAAGUGGAACGUCGUCAGGAUGGUUUUGACAGGACGCUGAAUUCCUUAUCACUUACUCAAAAGAAAAGUCAGAUACCAUCAUCAACUCUGUCAUUGAUGAACACAAACAGGCAGCUAGAGAAAAUGCAGAUCAAUGAACUCAGGACAACUUUAAGUGCCUUAAAAGAUAAGAUAGACAUACUAGAACAAUCUUCUACUCCUCUUACCAGUCCUGCAAGGUCUUCACCUACAGCAAGGUCAGCAUUAUUUACAAAUGGAUUACCGCCCAGUAUAAAGCCCUAUGAAAAUGGUAUUUUAGAUGAUAUAGACCUAUCUGAUGGAGCAAGUUCUGAAAGUUCUGACUUUACAGAAUUUGAACCUGGUACAGCUAAAGAUAAGAAGUUUACAAAACAAGACGAUAUUGAUGGUUUGGACUCAGAUGACCUUGAUAUGGAUGACCUUGACCUUAGUGAUGAUGACCUUUCCCAGAUAUCUCUUAAUGAUCCACAUGGACAUGAAGAUCUUACGUGACAAAAAUAUUUUUUAGAAGUCCCAUCAAAAGAUUUUCCCCAUAGUCAUUAGGAAGAUGUUUGAAUAUCAGUACUUCAGAUGUGUGAAUAUCAGUACCUAGAUACGUGAAUAUCAGUACUUCAGGUGUUUGAAUAUCAGUACUUUAGAUGUGUGAAUAUCAGUACUUUAGAUGUGUGAAUAUCAGUAUUUGAGAUGUGUAUAACAAGUUACUAUAGAUGUGUAAGUGUUGUCAAUGUUGUGUUUUCUGAAGUCUUCUGAAACAUUUAGACAUGAAUGCAAUAAGUAUCAAUUAUCAUGUAUACAAAAUGUAAAAGUUGUUUAGUACAGAAACUAACAUUUUCAUCAGAUCAGUUUAAUUAAAGGGUAUGCUAGUAUUUCUAUAUGAAAUGUGUUCCAUUUUUAGCUCACAUGUCACAAAGUGACAAGGUGAGCUUUUGUGAUUGCGCAGCAUCCGUUGUGCGUGCGUGCGUAAACUUUUGCUUGUGACCACUCUAGAGGUCACAUAUUUUAUGGGAUCUUUAUGAAAGAUGGUCAGAAUGUUCAUCUUGAUGAUAUCUAGAUCAAGUUUGAAACUGGGUCACGUGCGGUCCAAAACUAGGUCAGUAGGUCUAAAAAUAGAAAAACCUUGUGACCUCUCUAGAGGCCAUACUUUUCAAUGGAUCUUCAUGAAAGUUAAUCAGAAUGUUUACUUUGAUGAUAUCUAGGUCAAGUUUGAAACUAGGUCACGUGCCUUCAAAAACUAGGUCAGUAGGUCAAAUAAUAAUAAAAACCUUGUGACCUCUCCUGAGGCCGUAUUUUUCAUGGGAUCUGUAUGAAAAUUGGUCAGAAUGUUCAUCUUGAUGAUAUCUAGGUCAAGUUUGAAACUGGGUUAACUGCGGUCAAAAACUAGGUCAGUAGGUCUAAAAAUAGAAAAACCUUGUGACCUCUCUAGAGGCCAUACUUUUGAAUGGAUCUUCAUGAAAAUUGGUCAGAAUGUUCAUCUUGAUGAUAUCUAGGUCAAUUUUGAAACUGGGUCACAUGCCUUCAAAAACUAGGUCAGUAGGUCAAAUAAUAGAAAAACCUUGUGACUUCUCUAGAGGCCAUAUUUUUCAUGGGAUUUGUAUGAAAGUUGGUCUGAAUGUUCAUCUUGAUGAUAUCUAGGUCAAGUUUGAAACUGGGUCAACUGUGGUCAAAAACUAGGUCAGUAGGUCUAAAAAUAGAAAAACCUUUUGACCUCUCUGAGGCCAUAUUUUUUUAAUGGAUCUUCAGAAAAAUUUGUCUGAAUGUUCACCUUGAUGUUAUCUAGGUAAAAUUUGAAACUGGGUCACAUGUAGUCAAAAACUAGGUCAGUAGGUAUAAAAAUAGAAAAACCUUGUGACCUCUCUAGAGGCCAUAUUUUUCAUGAGAUCUUCAUGAAAAUUGGUGAGAAUGUUCACCUUGAUGAUAUCUAGGUCAAGUUUGAAACUGGGUCACGUGCCUUCAAAAACUAGGUCAUUAGGUCAAAUUAUAGAAAAACCUUGUGACCUCUCGAGGCCGUAUUUUUUAAUGGAUCUUCAUGAAAAUUGGUCAGAAUUUUUAUCUUGAUGAUAUCUAGGUAAAGUUUAAAACUGGGACACAGCUCAAAAACUAGGUCACUAUGUCAAAUUAUAGAAAAAACGACUUCAUACUCAGUUCAAAACUGGGUCAUGUGGGGAGAGGUGAGCGAUUCAGGACCAUCAUGGUCCUCUUGUUUUAUUUAAUGAACUUUGAUGAUUUUAUUACCAUUGGUAAUUUUUCCAGAAAGGUAUUUAGAACAGGAGCAUUAAGAUUAUAAAAGAGGUUUUAAUCUUGUGACAAGGUGUAUUUGUUUUGUAUACAUUUUUUGAGUAUAAAACAAUUUGACAGUGUUGUUUUUAAAAGAGAUAUUUUGCCCAAUCUUGCUAGCUCUCAUACUGUGGAACUAUUUUGUGGAGCAAUCAAUUGUAAGAGUGUAGCAGUUAUUACUGUUGAUGUAUAGCUCUAUAUUAGCACAAGAGCUUUAACCCAAUAGCCAAUAUGAAUCAACUGUGCCAUUAUGGCCAGAAGUGAACCACAGCUGUUGAUAAACCUAUUUAGCUUACCCGAGUAUGUAGUGCUCAUGGUGAGAUUUUAGGAUCAUAUAAUUUUGUUGUUCAUGCAGAAUUCUGGUUGCCAUGGCAACCAAAAAGGAAAAACAAGUUUUUUGUCCUCAGAAAACUCUGGCCCAAUUUUGAAAUGAUUUCACAAAUGGUGCUUGCUUACUCACUUCCACCAUAAAAUAUUAAUAAUAAUAAUAACCUUCAAAUAAUGUUUCUUAAAAAACAUGGCCAUCAAUGGGCAGAGCUAUGUGGAAUCUUUUUUGAAACCAUUUUAGUUUCACAGCAAUGUUCCCAAGGGGACAUUAUAAAUUCCUUCAAAUCAUGCCAUUUCCUCAAAAAAUAUGGCCAGGACGGUGGGGCUAGUUUUUCCUAUAUGGCUAAACUUUAAAAAUUUCUUUUAAUGUCUUCAACAUACUGAUAAGUAUCAAUGGCAUUGCUUUUUCAUUUUUCAUGCCAUCCUUGUCUAAAGCUGUACUAGAAAUAUUGAUACUAGGUUUUACUUUCUCAAAAGCUUAAUAAAAAUGUUAGAAAAUUCAGUGACUUUUAGUGAUGGUGUAUCAUGCAUAUUUUUGGGGGCGUAACUUGGUUUUAGGUUCAAAACUUAAUUUUUAUGAACAUAACCAAUCACUGGACGUAUACUUGCUUUCUAUUCAUAGCUACUCUUUAAAGUUAAUGUAUUCAAGAUACACAUUAUACACAGCAUUAGCCUAUAAGUUUUUGGUAAGAAAUGCGCAUAACUACCAAUACCUUACUGUUGAUGUUUGUGAGUGUGACUGAGAGGACUUAAAUUAGAUAUAGAUUAUUUAACAAGCAGCUGUGAUAUCUAUUUAUAUUAUAUUUAUAACAACAAUAUUAAUAUGUUAUUUGCCAGAAGCAUCAGGUUGUGUAUUAUGUGUAGUCUAGUUGAUAUACCGUGUGUGCUAAAAUAAUACAGAUCUUCCCAUGUAUAACUAAUAUGUACCAGGGUGCAGUCAGAAAAGGUUAACAGGACAAAACGUUACAUGUCACAUUUUACUUGUUUAUUAAUGUAAAGUAGAGAAAACUGUUCUUGUCUAAAUUUUCAAAACCAAAGUGCUUUACUGAAGGUGUGGCACCUUUUUGAUAUCCCAGAAUCCAUUAACAUUUAACAAGGGGAGUAUGUUUAUAUAUUUGAAAUUUAACUUCCAAUGCUUUCAUUUACUGAUAAGCAAAAUAUUCCAAUUAAACUGUCAAUAUAAAAUGCAUAUGCUGAUUGAAUCUCGUGUCAGUGAUAACACUUUUGUCUCGUAUUGUAAUGUUUGUUAUAUUGAAUUAUCAAAAUUGAUUUCUGAAUAUAUCUCUGUAAUCAUUUCACUCUUUAAAGUAAGUCAUUCAAAACUGUGAAAAGAUCCUUUUCUGGAAAUUCUUUAUUUUGUUAAUGUUACUGCUAGAGACAUAUCGUUUCUUGGCCUAGCAGUUCUACUUUAAGGCAGUAAACAGUGUUGAAAAAAUUGGACGACCACCACUUGAUUGUUCUGUUUUAAUCAAGAUGUUGUCAUAUGUGUUUCAUGUAAUCACAGUAUUAUUGGUGUUGAUACUUAUAUAUAUAUCUAAUAAACUACUAAAAUGCC